UCUCAAGAGUUGUCAUUACUAACAUUAUUGAAAGAGAAAAUUGCAUUUGGCAAGAAAAAGAAAAAUAAACAAAUUGAUUGCAAAACAAGUUUUAAAACCAAGAAAUCGGUUAAUAUUCGGCGUAAAAUUUAAAUAAAAAUAAAGCAAAUACAAAUGGAUUUGCUAGGGUCCAUACUCAAUUCAAUGGAUAAGCCUCCCUCCGUAAAUGAAGAACAAAAGAAAUUGAUCAAACGGCAAAAGGAAAUGGCCGAAAAGUUGAAGAACAAACAAAAGGAAGAGCUAAUGAGGUUUCGUAAAUAUGUGGAAGAACGUAUUGGGCGUUUUGCCAAAGACGAUCGUCCUCACAUAGAAUUUCAGCCGUUGGACAAAGUGCAUCGUGCCGUAAUACAUGAAGUGGCUGAAUUUGGUGGUUUCAUUGCAAUGAGCUUCGGAUGCGAGGAUGUGGAUCGGUAUUCGGUAGUUUAUAAAAAAGAGAAUGCACCCACAGAGGAUGAAAUAGCAGCCAGGCGAAAUCGUGAUGGUUGGAAUGAGGAAAUAGCUAAGGAAUAUGCUGAGAGACGUAAACAGCAACGUGAGCUGGAAAAUGAACAAAAAAGACUAGCCCGUUCUUCCGCCCAAAAUAGCAACAAUACCACAAAUAAACAAUCAAACCCGGCUCCUAUAACCGAGGCUGAAAUCAAACCAACUUUUAACUAUAAAGAUAAAUAUGCUCAUCUCAUUGGCCAAGAAGCCGCUCUUGAGGCGGCUCGAAAAACCGAAACUAAUCAAAGUUACGGUUUCGUGCCCAGUAAGAAUAAAAAAGAUGUGAGAUCUAUAGAGCAAACAUUAGCCGAUAUACAAGCUAAAAAGAGGCUCAAAUUACAGCAGCAGCAGCAAGAACAACAACAAAGGCAACAGGAAGAAGAACAGCAACAAAAUACGCAAAAUCCUGAAACACAAAAAGCAGACUCAGCUAAAAAUAGUAGCCUUGCCUCGCAACCACCUACAUCAUCGUCAACAUCCUCAUCAACGUCGUACUGAUGAAAUACUAAUGGCCAUAGUAAAAGCUACAACCAUCACAAUAUUAUAUUUCUGUUACUAUUAAUCAGCAAUUAUAUAACACAUAAAUGUAUGGCGAUGAUAAAAUUCUAUAUAUAUAAGUAUACAUACAUAUAGGAUCGAAAUGCUUUGCAAUAAUUGAACUUUUAAUAAAAUAUCAUUGAAGUGAAAUAAGAACAAAAAAAAUCAUUAAUAAAAAAUGAAUAGUUUUUA
Messenger RNA from Glossina fuscipes, 1251 nucleotides. Its product is annotated as sperm-associated antigen 7. NCBI's taxonomy places the organism in Eukaryota, Metazoa, Arthropoda, Insecta, Diptera, Glossinidae. Bases 154 to 1020 code for a protein of 288 amino acids. The record is from RefSeq and is a predicted model, not a curated record. Gene Ontology annotation, molecular function: nucleic acid binding. The transcript has a single exon.